Candida dubliniensis CD36 is the source of this 2088-nucleotide messenger RNA. It is a transcript of the gene REP1, whose product is annotated as Rep1p. The record is from RefSeq and is a predicted model, not a curated record. Gene Ontology annotation, biological process: positive regulation of transcription by RNA polymerase II; meiotic cell cycle. NCBI's taxonomy places the organism in Eukaryota, Fungi, Ascomycota, Pichiomycetes, Serinales, Debaryomycetaceae. Bases 1 to 2088 code for a protein of 695 amino acids. Gene Ontology annotation, cellular component: nuclear chromosome. The transcript has a single exon. Gene Ontology annotation, molecular function: DNA-binding transcription factor activity; DNA binding.
AUGGAUUCAAAUAAAGAGAAAAUUGAAGACUUGGCUUCUUUGUUUUUGCCUGAUCUUUUACACCCUUCAACAGUUAAUUCAUCACCUUCAACUAGCACCAGUCCCCGUGCAACCAAAUCUGACGACUACGAUAUGGGUUCAAUCUUUUUAAAGGACUCGAAACUCAACAAUCCCAACACUGGGUUGCCAAGCAGUUUUCAAGAGUUUUUAAGUAAUAACAAUUUCAUCAAUAGAUCAAACGAUAUAGAAGAAGAAAGACCACAACAACAACAACAACAACAACCACAACAGUAUUCACAUCAUUAUAGUGGGUAUAUGCCUUUUGAGAUGAACCCGUCUGCAUCUCAGCACGUGUUGAAUUAUAACCCAGGGAUGCAACAGAUGUUUCAACAGCCUAAUAUUGCUCUGCAACAAAAUUUUCUUUCUUCAUCAAUCCCUGGGCAACAACAACAGCAGCUGCAAAUGACGUCCAACUUCCCAAGAACCAAUUCCUAUUAUGGAAAGUAUCCUGGCGAUUAUGAUGAAUGGUUUGCCAGCACAAAUAGUAGCAUUACCAAUUUGAACGGUCUAUACCAGCAACAGUUGUUGCAGCUGCAAAUGUUACAACAACCACAGCCAAUGCCACAGCCACAGAGGGGAGAAAUAAAGGAUACACAAAUAGAUUCCAAGAGUGGUUCAUCAACCCCAAAGAGGAAAAAAACCAAGAGUAGAAAACGAGACAUCAAAAACCUUGAAGUUCAAAUUGAUUACAAGCCUAGUAAAUUGAAACGAUUGCUUGACCUCAAGCAAUCAGGUGCAACAUCUUCAAAUGACUAUAAAAUUAUCGACAAGAACAAUAAUGAAGUCACCAUUGACCUCAAUGGAUUUUUAAAUGGGAGAUUUCUCACCAAUGACAUUGAUAAUAACAAUUAUAUUUUCAUGCAGAACGAAUUACAACGAGGUGAAGAUGGGUUUGCGAAAGCUGCUGUCAACAAAAAAGAGAAUCCUAAAGUUGUUUCAUGUUAUCGACGUAACUAUAUCCAAAUCUCGGUCAAUAUGAACAUUCGUGGCUUUAAAGAUGAUUCAAAAUUAUUAAAACUACAGACCAGCGAGUAUGGAUACACCACCACAAGAGUCAUUAAAUAUUUCAAAAUAGAAGUACUGGCAGCAGCCGAUAUUUUGAACAGCAAAGGGGUUCCCAUAAUUAUCAAGAAUGAGAAUAAAGAUAUAGAGAGGGAAAAGGAAAAAGAAGCAAGAAGAAUAAGUCUACAAUCCAAUUAUGAAUAUAAAGCCGACACCGUCCUGCCUACGUAUAUUAAUACCAGCGAACAUGUCAUCAUAUUGAACGAUGAGCCUAUAAGUAAUGGAUGCAUCGACAAGUACUUUGUGGUGAAAAAGUUACAAUUCAAAAACGCAACACCAAAUAAUGGGAAUUUGAAUUUUCAAAACUAUUACCAUUUGAAAGCCAAGUUGAGUUGUAUUGUGGCUGAUAUUUAUUACGAUGAUUAUGAUAUUGAUAUGGCCAAUGAUGGUGGUGGCGGUAGCAACAACAAUGAAAUACUUUUGGCAGAACUAGUUAGUGAGCCCAUAAUUGUUCGUGGUCGAAAUCCAAGCUUUUAUGCUGAAAGAAAUGAUAUUUUAAUCAAAGGUCGAUCUGCAAGUUCCAAAUCAUCAUUCAAGAUAGCAGCACAGUCGUCUGAACUCAAACUCACAGCCUCGGUAGAAGCAGACGAAGAUGAAGACGAAGAAUUUAUUGUGGAACAUGAAGACGAGCAGGAGGAAGAGGAUGACCAUCACAAUCAUAGCGGAGGCGACCAGGAAGACCAAAUACAGGCAAACAAUCAUAAUGGGACUGGAGAAUCGCCAAUCUCGUCUGGCGACGAUGACAAUACACAAAUGGCCCCAUUAUCGUACUCAACCAAUCAAUCGGCUUUGGAUGUCAAGUCUGUCGACAAGUAUAAAUACUAUCCAAUCAACAGUGUAUACUACCUCCCGCCUAUAAAUGUGGUCUAUUUCCCACACAGGGCCCAUCAAUCACAAAAAGACGAUCAAGAACAGACAUCAAUUGUUCAAGAAAACAGAAAGAGUUCGAAUGUUUAUUUCAAAUGA